CGGUGUCGCAGCGAUGGUGCAGGAGUCCAGUCUACUAUUGGACAAGUGGAUCUGCAAGUGACUCUUUGGCAGACAACUGAUACCUGGAACUUGGCAAAGGUGCAAGGAACCUCUAUUCGCAACAUUGUAUCUGACUUUGUUUCCCAGCACAAUGAUGGUCAACCUAGAACAGAGAGCAGUGACCAAACCUUGCUCGUGUUUGCAGAUGAAUGCAAGGGUCCAAACUGUGCCUCCAUUGUGGGGCAUCCUAAUGAGUGCCAAGCACUCUUUGAGCUUGAAGAAUCAUUUAAACCAGUUCCCCUGGGCUUCAAGAUUGCCUGGUAUGUUGUCAUUGCACUGAUCAUUGCCACAUCAGCUGCACGACUGCCACUGCAAGCAAUGUGUACAACAAAUGGAUCAAAGGGGACCAAGGAGGCGAAGGAAACAAACCAAGCAGAGAUGGAUGAGGGCAAUGCUGCCCAGAAAAUUAUUCCUGUUCGCACCAAGAUUUGCUCUGUGAAGAACCUGUCUGUAGUCACUGCGGAAAAGGGAUUCAAAGUUCUCCAGGACGUCCACCUACAGAUCAACUCAAGUUCUGUCAUUGGGUUACUUGGUAGAUCAGGAUCAGGAAAGUCCACGCUCCUGUCUGCUUUGAGUCGACAGAAACUUCAUAGUCUGCGAGUUUCAGGGGGGCAAAUUGAAAUGCAAUGCCCUGAUGGUGAUGUUGCCUUUCUUCGCCAAUCAGAUUCUGUCCAGAUGGAGAACAUGACGGCCUCGUCAUUCCUGGAAACCACUGCCUCAAUCUAUGGGGCAGACAACAAACGGGUAGAUGACUGUGCAGAAAUGGUAAAGAAGCUCUAUUGCAGAGUGGAGCAAUCAGGCCUGAAUCCAUUUACUGAUACCAAGAUUAAGAACCUUAGUGGUGGCCAGAGGCGGAUUCUUGCCAUUGCCACCACUCUACUUUUGACACCGCAAUUGGUUCUUCUUGAUGAACCACUCAGUGGUCUGGAUGAUGCCUCUUCACUUCAGGUUAUGGAGUUUGUGCAGUUCCUUUCGAAUAAGUACAGUUGUGCUGUCAUCCUUUCUCUGCACAACCCAUCAGAGGAAGUUCUGCAAUACCUUGACAGAGUUGUUGUGAUGGACAAUGGUUAUGUCAGGAUGCAGAGAGACUGUAUGGCUAACAGAGCCUUUGCAACAGACUUUCGUCGUGAGCUGGGCUCCAUGAUGUCUGGGUUUCUGGAACAUUCCAACAGAAGCAAUACUUCAGAAAACAAGCUAAGAAUUGUAAGCAUGACAGGGAAAGGCUCAAUGAUUGAACAGUCCGGGCCAAGAUCGGCCAUUGAUUUAGACACCACCUUUGAUUUGGAUGCUGUUGAUGAGACAGAGAGAGAACAACAAGAGAUUUCAGUGUCUACAGCAUGGGAGGAGAACUCUGUUCCAUGCUUCUCAAAAACGCCACCUGCAGUAUCAACUGAAGAGGAAGGAACAAAAAAGAAGCCAAAGGCGAGUGGCUGGAACAAUUUCCUUGGCUUUUUCAGCAAGACAGCAUUCCUAUGCCGGCGUCUCCAUGCGAACUAUGGGUCGGACCCUGCAGAUCUACUGACACUCCCAAUAAUUCUGAUGCUCUUUGCCAUGGUGUUGCGUUUUGACGGAGGAUCACCCAUUCAAGAGGUCUUGGUAUCAACCUUCUAUAUUGGGAUUCCUGUUAACCUGUUCCGGCACAAGAUCCACCUCUCUUGCAAGAUGUGGUCAGCUCAUAAGGUGGAAAUGGAUGAUCAAAGAAUUUCUUUGCUUUCCUACCAGCUUGCCACCCAGACAUUUUCUUUUGCAGCACCGCUCAUCUCUCUUAUUGUGGCCCAUAUUCUUGGCUAUGCUGUCCUUGGCUGGUCCUUCGAGUCACUUGCUGUGCAAAUACUCUUCUCGGCAGUUCAUCUCUUGGUGGCCUUGCAGCUUGGCCGGACUAUCUGUGUAUUCUUCCGUGGAGACUACCGCAAGUUCAGCAAGUUCUACUCUGUGUUUAUCUUUCUCUGCUUUCUGUUUGGUGGUCUGUUGGUUCCAUCCAGGCAGCUUCCACCAUGGCUCUCUUGGAUGUACGUGUUUUCCUUCACAUUCUGGGCCAUUUCAGGAGGAGCACUCAACAUUCUUCAGUACCAUGGCUCAGAAGAGUACUGUGGUGAUGCUCUGUCCUGCAUUGCCACGGAUGGAUCAUUCAUUGCUCGGUACACAGGAUUUGCCCCUGUCUCAACAGAGCACCUGGCUUUGCAGGUCUUGACGAUAUGGUUUGUGGUUCUGGCUGUUGUGGAAUAUCUACUCUUAUGCCAUCGCUGCAGCGCCUCUGCCAGUUCCGGGACCAGUGAAGGAACCAACACAAAGCCAUUUACUUCAAGGAUCAAGUCAAGGUGA
Seminavis robusta is the source of this 2382-nucleotide messenger RNA. The record is from the annotation of a GenBank genome assembly. NCBI's taxonomy places the organism in Eukaryota, Bacillariophyta, Bacillariophyceae, Naviculales, Naviculaceae.